AGUGUGCGAGUCGUGUGUGCGCAGCGCUCCGUGUUCCGUGCGGGAGCUCCCCCCGCGCCGUGCUCUGCCCUCAGUGCCCCGUCUAUGGGACCAGCCGACAGUGCUUGCCGUACGAAGCCCAUGUCCUAGCUGUGUGCCGGAUUACAACUUCAAAAAUGGCGAGACCACUUCACGACGGGAGUACCUCUGAACCUGUGGGAAAUAUCCAGGCAGAAGCCGGCCGUGCUUUCCCCAAUGACGUCAGUGCCUGUGAAGCCUCCUCUUCUACAAUCUGUGAACAGAACCUGCCAGCGAGCCGUCCAGUUCCCCCCGCCUUCUUCUCCUUAUCGCCCGUGUGCCAGAGACGCCCCUCAGCUCCCUGCGAAAACCACUUCCAGGACAGACUUGAAAUGGUUAACAGUUGUGACCCCGAACCUUCCUCCACCACGUUUGAACAGAGGCAUUGCUCUUACCCAGAAUCCUUCAGCACAGGGGACACCACUGCCUACGGUCCCAGGCAUACAACCCAUGAACACUCCCGGCUGGGGAUGGACACGGAUGUUUCCAAUCAGAAUGACGCCCAAGGAGAUCGCCCCUUGGUGGGAGACGUACCCUUAGAACGGGAGAUCGCCCUACGCCUGCGCAGGAUUGGGGACCAAAUGAACGAGCGGUAUCUGCAAAGGAUGCAGGUUGGACAGCGGCAGUGGUGGGGUCCUCUGCGAUGGCAUCUCACCCAGAUCCUCUCCGAGAUCGUGGCUGCCUUGUACAAUCCACUCGUGGACAUUUUACCACAGAACUAAAGGCAGCGCGUCCCGCACGGACUGACUGGUACAAAGAAUUGGGCGUGUCCCGUGCUGAUAUUUUUUGGCUUCUGCUGGACGGAAGUCGAGAGACUUUUCCAGUCUCCAUGGACAGUACCACUGGGCGUCAAGACAAUGAUUUAGAAGCGUCCUGAGUCCACGGCUCAUCCAGCGCAGGCGGUCGCCGGCGUCAGUAAGGACAUGGCGGAUAUGGUAAAUGCCUUAUCUUCCUCCCGUUGAGUUCACUGGCAGACUUUUCUUGUGGAAAUCAAGUGGGUUUUCUUUGGUUAAGACGUUGUAAGAUGGCCGUCACAAAUGGGGAACAUUGGGAGUGUGGAUUAAUGGUGGUGUCGACGAGAAGAUCGAAAACAAAAAAACUAUGGCACAUUCUUUAACAAAGCUUCUUCUGAGUACACGGAAGAAUUUGUAGCCGGGUGGGGGCGUGCAAGAUUCCGGUCUGGUCACGCCCCCCUUCCUACUAAUGCACUCAUGUCUGUGGCUGAAAAGGGUAACUUUUUUUUCUUUGUCUGAGCCAUACUAGACUGCCCUUGUAGCCAAAUUCUGGAAAUCUAGACAAGCCAUACAUCAAUCUUUCUGGCCCCUCCCUUUUUGCAUGCUUUGAUUGGCCCAAGAAUCCCAAUUUUUCUAUACAUAGAGCCCAGCAUGUCACCACUCUGUACUAACCCACGUCCUGAUAGCACUUAAAAAAUAAUAAAAACUACUUCUUUCUCCGCCACGUUUAAUGCCUGACGUUUCGGCCCCUGCGAAGUUUUGAUACAGAUUUAAUUUUUUUUUUUCUAUCCUUUCCAACGACAAAGACCUUUUUUUUUUUUUUUUUUUUUUUUUUUUUGCUAACCAUGAAAGAAGAGAAAAUUAUCUUCAGGGGAAAAUUAACUGUAAAAAAAAAAAAAA
This is a messenger RNA of Bufo bufo (common toad), 1691 nucleotides long. RefSeq lists its product as uncharacterized. Lineage: Eukaryota; Metazoa; Chordata; Amphibia; Anura; Bufonidae. The record is from RefSeq and is a predicted model, not a curated record. The coding region runs from base 156 to 779 and encodes 207 amino acids. The transcript has 4 exons.